This is a messenger RNA of Capsicum annuum, 1343 nucleotides long. Its product is annotated as ATP synthase delta chain, chloroplastic. NCBI's taxonomy places the organism in Eukaryota, Viridiplantae, Streptophyta, Magnoliopsida, Solanales, Solanaceae. Bases 234 to 959 code for a protein of 241 amino acids. The record is from RefSeq and is a predicted model, not a curated record. Gene Ontology annotation, cellular component: chloroplast thylakoid membrane. The transcript has a single exon. Gene Ontology annotation, biological process: photosynthetic electron transport in photosystem II; photosynthetic electron transport in photosystem I; proton motive force-driven ATP synthesis. Gene Ontology annotation, molecular function: proton-transporting ATP synthase activity, rotational mechanism.
ACAAUUGCAAAAAUAUAUCCUUUUCAAUUUUCAUGCCUAACGAAAGUUUUAGUCGGGGCCCUUUUACAAAAUAGAGCCACUCGGGGAAUCACUCCCUGCCAAGACCCAAAAAUAAUCCUGUUUUGCCUGUCAACAAUUUCCCACCACAAUUUUUCAUACACUCUCCUCGACUUGUUCACCUUCCUUCAUUCCCUCUUGUCAAAGGACAAUUCCUCACCAAAUUAGUAAUUCUCAUGGACACUCUUCCUACAUCAGUUUCUUCACUCACAGUUCCAAAGGCAAAUUCCUCACCAAAUCUCCGUAGAUACUCUGCUGAUUUCCACCAUUUCAAGAAUCCUUUUACUACAUCAUACCACUUCACUUUCCCAAAGCCAACCUCAAUCUCAAACAAAACCAACUCUUUUACACACAGAAAAACUCCCAACCUCCCAUUUUUAAUCAAACAAACCUCCACCAAGCAACAACAAACACCUCAUACAGUUCAUACAAGAGCUUCAAGUGGCUAUGCAGCAGCACUUGUAGACAUAGCUAACACACACAACUCACUCGAAAAACUCGAUAAAGACAUGCGAAAGUUAUCAAGAAUGUUAAGAAAUGAUGCCAUAAGUACUCUUAUGAAAGACCCUUUUGUUGGAAAUCAAGAAAAAGGGUAUGUUGUUAAGGAGAUAUUGUCUAAGGGGAAUUUCAACAAACAUUUGGCGGGCGUAAUGAAGAUUUUGGUUGAUAAGGGUAAAAUGGGAAUUUUGAAUGAAGUGUUGAUGGAAUUUGAGAGGAUUUAUGAUAAGCUUUGUGGGACACAAGUUGUUUUGGUUUCAUCAGAGAUGAAAUUGGAGAAAGAUAAAGUGUUGGGAAUUGCUAAGAAGGUACAUGAGCUUAGUGGGGCUGAAAGAGUGAAGGUUAAGGUGAGAAAUUUGGUUGAUGAUGAUAAGAAAAGGUCAAGAUCCUUUGCUCUGCAAUGACAUAACUUUUGAACAUACACCAGAAACGCUGGUUCAACAUUUAGAGUUAGUGAAUUCUGCUCUUUAUGUACGUGUUGAGUUUAAUGAUUUUUAUAUGUAUGUACGAAGAUUAUGUUUGUGUCUACAUAAUCAGAAACCUUUCUGGGUAUUAGGUACAUAUAUGUGAUUGAAGUUAUGAAUGAUGAAGAGCCAAAAACUGAUACUUGAAAAAAAAAACAGCCUGGUGUAUGAAGUAUAUAUAUCUUGCAUUCACACAACAUUAGGGGAAAGGGUUGUGUGCAAAUAAGAUGUAACCUAGGUAAUCUACCUUGACACAAGCAUUAUUGCCCGAUUCAAUCCAUGACAAACAUAAUUAUAUGAAGUGUUAUCUCCAUGCUAAGUCAA